Molecule: messenger RNA, 2731 nt
Organism: Drosophila arizonae
Lineage: Eukaryota; Metazoa; Arthropoda; Insecta; Diptera; Drosophilidae
Source: RefSeq, a predicted model, not a curated record
CAGUCAGUAACAUAUGCAAAUCUUUAGAGAAUUUAAAUGAUUAUUGUUAAACAAAAAUGUCGAACGAAACGAAGCGAGUUUACGAUGCUCGCUCCAAAUAUCCCGAUCGUGGAAAAGUCACGGAAAAUUCGUUUAGCCCAUUGAGUGUUGUUAUAAAAAAUCUGGAGACAUCCCUCUUGCUGCUUGCCUCUAAGGAGGAGCCCGUCCUUCAAGUUGUGCUCAGUCAUUUGUCGGAGUUUGCCCGCAAACAGGAUGAAAAUAUAUUGGAGCUAAAGCAACAACUACUGCUGGAGAGCCUAGUUGAUAAGGAACUGUUUAUCGAUGCGGAGAGUGUUAUAGUGCGACGCUUUGCCUUAUUCCUUAUCACUGCCAUCUUGGACAACACGGAACUGGGGGAAUACGAUACAGAAAAGACGACAGCGCUGCUCGACGUGGCGUUUAGAUUCUAUUUAAAGGAGAACGAUGAGUUCUGCAUAGAAUAUCUGACCUAUAUAGUAAACUUGUGUCUUCGUGAUCCGAAGGUCGCACAGAGUAUAAUUGAGAAUAUUGAGUUCCUGGAAAAGUUUAAGAACAUAUUCAUUAGCUCGGAUAAUCCCGAUACGGUUUUCAAUUCCAUUGAGGCAUUGCAUAAGAUUCUACAGGUUCAAAGCGCAGAGGAGAUGCUGGAGUUCACCACACUGCCGGGAUUCCCGGUCGAUCGCAUUGUCUGCGAGCUGACCAACGAGUUCCUCGAGAUCCGUUUGGCUGCCAUCAAGGUGCUGAAGACGCUGCUGGCCGAUACCAGCGACGACAGUGUCUUCGAGCCGCUUCAUCGCUGUUUCUUCGUGCUCCAGCAGCUGGUGAAGGCCUUUUGCCUAGAUCCCAAGGCACCAGACGCCCUUGGGAUCAUCGAGGUGCUGGCUACGGCUUUGCGCUCAGAGAAAAUGACUAAGCUCUUCUUUGAGCAGAAUCUCUUCGACCAGAUGGUGGAGAAUCUAAAGGAGAUUAUGGACAAUCUGCCACCUGAAGUCGUCUGCGCCAUCAUCUCCAUAUUCGCCGAGGCGGCCAAGUAUCAAAAAUAUCUGCCACGCAUCCAUAAGGCAAACAUUACGGACAUGUUCAUCAAGUGCCUGAUGAAGAGCAAACAGGAGCCAGCUCCAUUUGUUAUCAUGGGAAUCAUUCGCCUGAUCGCCCAUCCGGAGGCAUUGCGCGCCUUUGUUGCCGAGUAUGAGAAUGGAGCUCUGUCCCGUCUCAUUAGCCUGUUUCGUGCACCUGAUGUGUCCAUCAAGACACGCGAACAGUCAGCCGAGUUGAUUGGAAGUCUAUUGGUUAACUCCUUCCGUGUUACAGCUGAGCAGUUAAUGGAACUCAACAUCGCGGAGUCCUUGACAAUUACUCUGAAGCAGGGGCUGGCGGAGCUAUCGAUCGAUCUAAUUCUAUCGCUGCUGUCGAUUAUCGAGAGUUUAGCUGACAAUGAUGAGUACCGCACGAUUAUUGGCGAAAAUACAGCACUCACUGAACAAAUUGCCCAGCUACUUAUGCGCUCGUAUGCUCAUUCAAUAUUGGUCCACAACAUAUUUCGCUGCCUUUGCACUAUUAUUGACGAGCAACCUGUUCGAGAGGUUCUGCUCGAAAAUUACAUCAUUUCCUCAAUGAAGCGCGCUCUGAAAUCCCUCUCCAAUCUGGUGAAGACAGCUGUGACCAAUUUCAUACUGCAGACAACACGUUUCAAUGAGUUCGUCGAUGCCUACAUCGAUCGAGGAAUUCUGGAGGUAUUGAUGCUCUUCCAGAAGCACGCGUUCUGUGUGUCCACUUGGGGUCCGGCCAUUGAGAGCAUUCUAUCCAAGUGCCCAACCAUGAAGUUCUGCAUUCGCAAUUACUUGGGCUUUACGGACAUUACGGCUGGCAAGGAUUUCUAUGUGUCGAAGCGUAAGUUUGAAGAUUUCCGUUGCUUUCAAAACAUUUUGCGACACGAUUGCUCGCCUCUGGAGGCGGUGCUGGURGUCAAUUUCGACCGACCGACCGCACUUGAGGAGGACGUUGUCUGUGUGCCCACCUACUGCCUGCACGAUGUCGACAAUGCGGGCGAUCAGAAAUGGGUAUAUUGCAAGCGGCCAGCUGAUGACAAGCUGCCGGAGUACCUCGAAGCACUCAACGAGACCUUGGCCUUGAAUGGCCUUGUAGAGAAUCCGGACAAGAUCAGACGCAGCAUCGACUUCGAGAAUGUGGCCAAGCGCAGCAAGAUUAUUGCCGAAGCCGUGAAUAGCGUCAUGGGCGAGGACAUCAAGAUCUUGGAUAUAAAUACAACGGAAGAGUGCUCCCGCCACACGGUGCGCUGUCAUCUGGAGCAUCUUCGUCUGACUUACCACACCAAUUUCAUACCGAUCGGCGCUGUGCACAGCGGCUGCCAGUUCGAGCGUGCCAUCCUCUUCAAGUGCUUUGCAGAUCAAAUCGGCCUGCCCUGCACCCUGCAGCGCAGCGUCGAUGGCCGCAUGCUCUACAACGAGGUGCCGCUGCCCCUGGAGGUCGACAAGGAUAUCCACUGUGACCAGAAGACUCUCAAAUUUAUGCCCUGGCGCAUGCUGCGUCCCACGCACAUCGUUGAUCUCAUGUACAACAUAGGCGAGCUCUAUCCCAUGCAAAGUCGCCAGGCCCUGCAAUAUUUGCGUCUCUAUUGAGGCCCGAAUGUUUUACAGAUUUCAUUGUUUAUUGAUUUGUCCAAAUUUUUAAUGUUAGCCCAAUAAUAAUCAGA